AUGGAAACUUGGGAAGAACGUAAAGCAGAAGAUGGGCGUCUUUUUUAUUUAAAUACAAAGGUAUUUUCUAUAUAGAGUAAUGAAACUAGCUGGAUACGCCCUGAGGAUAACAAAGAUCCCAAAACAAACCCUACAGAAUGGGAAGAAAGCAUCACCCAAAGUGGGAAAAUUUACUACAUAAACCAAAGGACGUCAGAAACGUCAUGGGAAAUUCCAGCUGAAGUCCAAGAAUGGAAAAAUAAAGUUUCUGCUUUAAAUCUCCAAGAAAAAUUAAUUCAGGAAAAUUCAGACGCAGAAGAAUGUGAAGAAGGACAAAUUCCUGACGAGUUUUUAGAUAAGGAUGGAAAUCCUACAAGAAAAGAAGAAAUUAAACAAGCUUAUGUACAAAUGUUUCAAGAAGCAGGGGUGACUUCUACAUGAAAAUGGGAAGAUUUCCAUAGAAUAAUGAGAGAUGAUCCACGAUUUAAUAUUAUUUUUUCGAUAAAUUGUAUUUUAAAAUUUUUUUAAAAAAAAUAUGGAAAUUUAUGAAAAUUGGUAUAUGAUGAAAAAUAUUGCUCCCAAAAAACAAAUUUUCCAGGAAUAUGCACAGAUGCUGAAAAGAAAAGACAGAGAAGACGCAAAAAAGAAAAAACAAGUCGCGAGAGAAAAUUUUAUGAAAAUGCUGGACUCUUCAGGGAUUUUGCGCGCUGAAUCAAAAUAUUAUAAGACUGCACAUUUUUUCCAAGGAGACCCAAGGUGGAGAAUUUUAGAAGAAAAAGAAAGGGAAGAGCUUUUUCAGGACUUUUUAGAUGAGCUCGAAAGAAGAGAUAGAGAAAAACAAAGGCAGCUGAGAAAGCAGCAAAUGCAAAGUUUGAGGAAAUUAUUGGAUGACAGAGAGGAUAUCGACCAUACCAUGAAAUGGGGAAUCAUACAAAGACUGCUUGCUGAGCAUCCUUUAUUUAAAGCAAUUGACAAGUUAGACCAGCUAACAGUGUUCAGUGAAUAUGUUUUGGAUACUGAAAAGCAGGUAAGUGAAGCUAAAAGACUAGAAGAGCGCACAAAGGCUAGAAAAAGAAGAGAAGCUUUUAGAGAGCUAUUAGAAGAUCUAGUGAAAACUGGAGAAAUCAAUGCUGCUUCUCAUUGGCGGCCAAUAGUCCAAAAAAUAAAAGAUGACCCGCGAUAUCUCAAUUUAGUCGGCCAGCCAGGAUCAUCCCCUCAAGAACUCUACUCCGACAUAAUAGAAAGAGAAAAAGAAAAAAUAAAAGACCACAAAGAAGCCUUAUCAGACUCCCUCCUUAAUUUCCAAAUCACCCCUACCACCACUUAUGAAGAUAUUUUAGAGCAUUCCAGAGAAGCCCUCGACUCAAUCCCUGACAACCUUCGUGUCAUUGUUUUUCGUGUCCUCUAUGACGAAGCCAUGAUUGAUUUAAAAGACAAAGAAAGAAAAACCCAAAAAGAGCUCAACAAAUACGACGACUACUUAAAAUCCAACGCAAAUAUCGCCUCAAAUUCUACAUAUACAGAAUUCGAAAACGAAAUAAAAGAAAAAUUCGUGAAUUUAUCAGACACCCAGCUCAGAGAUAUUUUUAAUAAAUUCGUGGAAAAAUUAAAAGAUGAAGAAGCAAGCGAAAUCGAGCCUGGAGAAAUAAAAAAUAAAAAGAGAGACAGGAAGGAAAAGGACCAUAAAAAGCAUAAGCAUGAUGAGAAGCAUAAGCACAAGCACAGAAGUUCGAGAUCCCCAGUAAAAUUCAUAUAGAGUCAUAAAAAGCAUAAGCAUAAACACAAGUAUCAAGAUUAA
Molecule: messenger RNA, 1777 nt
Organism: Blepharisma stoltei
Lineage: Eukaryota; Ciliophora; Heterotrichea; Heterotrichida; Blepharismidae
Source: the annotation of a GenBank genome assembly